AUGUUCUCAAACGGGCUUCCGUGCAAUUUAGCAUUCCCCAGCUGUCUCGGUGUGCCAAAGGAUAGCGGAAGCGACGAGUUGCUGCCGACGAGCAUGGGUAGCCGCGAGCCUGUCAUUCUCAACGUGUACGAUAUGUACUGGAUCAACGAGUAUACCACCUCGAUCGGUUUAGGCGUCUUCCAUUCCGGCGUGGAGGUGUUUGGUACGGAAUUCGCCUACGGUGGCCAUCCGUUCCCGUUCACCGGUGUGUUCGAAAUUUCACCCCGCGACCAUGACGAGCUUGGUGACCAGUUCAGGUUUCGGCAAAGCAUUCAGAUCGGUUGCACAGAUUUUACCGAGGAAGAGGUCCGACGAAUCGUGGAAGAGUUGGGUAACCAAUUCCGGGGGGAUCGCUACCAUCUGAUGAACAAUAACUGCAACCACUUUUCGGGUGCAUUGACGCAGAUCCUUUGUGGACAGGAAAUCCCCAGCUGGGUGAACCGAUUAGCUCACUUCAGUUCAUGUGUACCUUUCCUUCAACGCUGCUUACCAAAAGAAUGGUUAACGCCAAAUGCCUUACAACAAUCGAUAACCGCCAUACAGGAUCGUGACUCUGAUUCGAGUCCAUUUUGAAAUUAGCUUUUUCCGGCGCCUAACGACGAUACCUCCUCCGCUACUGGAAUGUCUCCUUUAUGCACCACCGGUCGGACGGUUUCUAACGGCCCGACAUCACCCCUCACCAGUACAUAACCUACCUUCAUCAGUACUUCUACACGCUUAGCAGCUACUAGCCAUGUAGUUCCUUCCACAAGGUUCUUUAUUCUGUUCUUCAGUGCCACUGUCGUUACCAUUCUUGUAAAAUUUGCAACAAAUUGGAUGGGAAUUGUACCGCUGUCGAACCGAUUGGCAGUUCGUCGAAGAUCUACUUAUUUUCUGUUUUCGCAACUGUAUAAAGCAAACGAUUCUGACACGCCAAUCAUUCACGGAUUGACAAUCGCUGGCGAUCGAUCUGUGCGAAAACGAAGGGAGAACGACUUUUGCUGUUACUUUAUAUGAAUCCUUUCUCCCACUUCACGCUCUCCUCCCUGAGUGAUUAGGGUGACGGCCUAUUUCCGGAACCGGCAGGCAGGCGUUCGUGGUUGUCGGAUUUUUCGGACAAAAUCAUUUUUUUUGUAUGUCGGUAGGGAUAACGGCCAAGUGCACUGUUGAAAUACGAACGCAACGGCGAGAGAAACGUGGUGGAUUGCUUUAAAAGGCUUUUUUCUUACAUUCGGCAUAGAUUUCAUAAGUAACGAGGAGUGAGAAAUAAUCUUGCUUAUGUGUGAGGUUUAUUUUUUUUCAAUAAUUCACGCACUCCAAGAAAAAAAAACAUACGAACAAACAAUGCUGGAAGCCGAUUGCAAAUUAGCGCCGCAUUAUUUUACUGUCUUUGAUGAUACGCUUUUAUUAUAACAUUAUUUUAAUUAUCGUCUAUGCUAAGUUCUGCACGUUUAUGUCUGCACGGCUAGGCACGUUUUUCCGACAAAGGCCCUCACCUGCGAUGGCAUCGUUUAGUUUUAAACCGAACAACACGCAAACUUUCGGAGCGUGACAAAAAAAACAUCAUAGCGAACAUAUACCGUCUUCAAUGUAAAAAAAUAGUAAACGAAACCAUAGACUGUCGAACGAGUUUCCGCAGCCGUGAAAAGCGGCCCAGCAUCACUCAAGCACUCGGAUAUAAGAAGAUAUUACAACCGAUUCUCAAUUUUUCCUCAUAAUUGAUUCAGAACUGAAGGUAGAGCGUUACACCGAAGCGAGCUAGCGGAAAGAGAGAGGGUUUGUUAGAAAAAAAAACGUGUAAUAAAACAAUGUACAUUAGUUCAACUCAGUGAGCGGUCGAAUGAGUGAAGCUUUACUUAGAACAACCUUAAAUGAUCUAAUUCGUUAACUCAAAAAGAAUUAUAUAACAAAAGAAGAUCGAUUACACAGCGAUGCGAUGAAAGCGAAAAGCUAGCUGGGAGUAGAACCGCGGUAGAAUCGGAAAUUACAGCAGAGACGGAGUAUGAAAACACGGUACACGAACACGCGAAACAUCAAGUCAUGGAAUUAGAAACCGGUCGAGUAACAACUCGUAGAACAUCCGGCGGAAAUAUUUAAACCGUAAGCGUACGAACUUUAUAGAGUGAAUUGUAGUAUAUUAUCGAUGGCGGGAAGGCGCGAAAUUAUGUGUGUGUGUUACAUAGCAUCAGCUAGUGAUGGACAAGAGGAUCUACAGAUAAUAAUCGUUAACUGAGGUUUGAUUCAUUGAUUAAUCGAUUACAAGGCACGUUGCGGGUUGGCAGAAUAGAGAGUUUAUGGAAGGAGCGCUGGGAAACGCGCCAACUGUGCGUCACUACUUCAUUACAUCGGUUUUAGGAAGCUUAUCCUAGCUAAACCAGCACGUAACCAGUGCACACUAACAGGCAGGAGGUUGCGAAAACUGUACUGUUUAUUUUUGCCAUAGGAUUUAAGGAGCAAGGAAUCGAAAAACAAUAUUACAAUACCAUGCGUGAACGGGGCAUGAUCCAUCCUACCAGGUGUCAAUCUCGAUCCCGAGGCAAUGACUGGCUGGAAAGUAUUAUAAACCGACUACUAACGGUCGAAACCGGUAUUUCUCUAUGGCAGCGCGUGAUGGAUCCACCCUUUUUCUACCGAAUUUAUAUUCUCGUCAACUUUCCAACUUCCUUUCUCCAAACACUACACCAAAAGUUAGGACACUAUUUACGGGAUUUUUUGUUCCGAACGGUUCACCCGCGAGAGGAAAGCCGCCAGCCGUAUCUAAGAUAUUUAAACACACAAUCAUGUACGCCCGAGAUGCGAAAGUAGUUUGUAGGACGGUGUGGAACAGCGGCAGUUCUGAAUAGAGUGUAGGAAUGUCCUUGGUCCCGGUACUGAAGUUUAGUUAAUCUUUUCCUGUUAUCCCGUUUCGUCCAAACCACUCAGUCAAACCCUGGGCGAAACACUUCCCUUUUCAGUAUGUGGAGUUCCCUUUCCCUCCUCCGGACACUACUAUUGCACUACUAUUACCGCAACCAUAAAUACUAACGUGACUAAAACACUAGCUCUCUCUCUCAAUACGGUUCUAGAAGAUAAAAUCGAUUCGUGGUAAAGUACACUUGCAAAUAGAGAAGCAAACGCGAGGGAAACCACUCAAAACGAACUAAAGUAAA
Anopheles nili is the source of this 3167-nucleotide messenger RNA. RefSeq names its product deubiquitinase DESI2. The transcript is spliced from 5 exons. Gene Ontology annotation, molecular function: deubiquitinase activity. Lineage: Eukaryota; Metazoa; Arthropoda; Insecta; Diptera; Culicidae. The record is from RefSeq and is a predicted model, not a curated record. Bases 1 to 612 code for a protein of 203 amino acids. Gene Ontology annotation, biological process: protein deubiquitination.